Messenger RNA from Uranotaenia lowii, 4723 nucleotides. RefSeq names its product protein mesh (gene mesh). The transcript is spliced from 10 exons. NCBI's taxonomy places the organism in Eukaryota, Metazoa, Arthropoda, Insecta, Diptera, Culicidae. The record is from RefSeq and is a predicted model, not a curated record. The coding region runs from base 238 to 4482 and encodes 1414 amino acids. Gene Ontology annotation, biological process: cell-matrix adhesion.
UUCGGCGUUCUCGUUCAGUCUACUGCCAGACAACGCCCGGAUCGGAUCGAAAAACGAAAAAAUCGCGAAACCACUUGUAACCCAUAAUAAUUAAAAGAUAUGUUCAACUUCUGAUAAGCUGAGGGGUAGAUAAGAGUGUGACAUGAGUGACUAAUUUUAAGGUGUGAAUAGUGAUUUUGAAAUUUUCCUUUCGGGAGAAAAACUAGUGAUUUCCAUUUGGGGAAAAAAAACAGGAAAAUGCGUUGGAAGCUGUGCCUGCUCCUUUUGGGAGCAGUGGUUUUAGCCGGAAGGACAGUGAAUGGGGAAGAUUAUGAAGAUAACUACGAUGACGUCAUCGAUGAUAGUACCCAGCUUUCGUCGGAUGAAAGUGAAAAAAUCGACUCGGUAGUAAUUCCGGAAAGUGAUCAUCAAGAUGAGGAUGCGAUAGUGGUGGAAGAAAGUGAAACCCCUGAAACGGCAGCUGUGGAUAAAAGUGCAGUGAUCAGUUCCAAGGCCGCGAUCGCCGUCAGUGGGAACAAAACCGGACGAUACAUGAACUACGACGAUUUCAGUUCCAACCUGGACGAUUACGAUCCCAACUACAAUUGGGCAGACCCCAUACAACGAACCCAGCCCAAGGAUCCACCCAACUUCCAAACCGAUGAAACGGCCUACACCAUUACCCCAACACGGUUGGCCCAACUGCGAAGUCAAUUCCUGUACCCGUUCUACGACCGAGGCGGUCCGGAAAAUAUCGGAGAUCGUCAGCGAGAUAUCCACGCCUCGAUGCCACAGAUCCACAAGAACUUCAACUUCCAGUUGCCGUUCUACGGGUUCCGAUUCAACUACACCCGAGUCUCGAUGAACGGUUUCCUGGAGUUCAGUGAUCCACCGGAACAUUACACCUACCCGUUGACCUUCCCCAUCAAGGAUUGGCCCCGGCGCAAUGAUCCCUCGUUCAUCGGGAUCUUCUUCUCCAAGUGUCGUAUCGGGCGUAUUCACGAUACGGAUAUCGAUCAGCGCGAGCCGGGAGUGUACUUCCGGAUGGAGCGAGAUUUGCAGGGCCGUACUGAUCGACCGGGAGUGGAAAUGCGAGAGCGUGUUAUGUGGGACAUCCGAGAGGGUGUGGUGGGCUCUGAUACCUUCAUUCCGAAGCACGUCAUCAUCACCACCUGGAAAAACAUGAGCUUUGCCGGUGGUAUCGAUAACUCGCUGUUUAAGACUAACACCUUCCAAAUGGUUUUGGCUACCGAUGAAGUCUACACCUAUGCUAUCUUCAACUACGUGACCAUAAAUUGGUCUUCGCACACUGAAGCCGGUGGUGAUACUACUGGAGGAGAAGGAGGUGUCCCAGCUUUCAUUGGCUUCAACGCCGGAAACGGAACCCAAGCGUACGAGUACAAACCCUACAGUCAGGCGUCGGUCCUUCGUGAUCUUACCAAUCGUGGGUGGGCCAACAAUUUCCCGGGUCGACACAUUUUCCGCUUGGACGAACGGAUAAUGCUUGGAACGUGCAACAAAGAUAUUGACGCAUCGCAUCUUCCGCUGGUGUUUGCACCGGAGUCCGGAAACAUGUUGGGCGGAACUGUGGUCAACAUUACCGGGCCAUGCUUCUCGCCGGGCGAUCGGAUCUCUUGCCGAUUUGAUACGGAGGAAGUUAUCGGUACCGUCAUCGAUACGAACCGGGCCAUCUGUGUGCAGCCGUUCUUGAAGGCCCAAGGUUACAUUCGGUUCGAAAUUUCGAUCGGCGUUGAGCGUUACAAGUGGAGAGGCCGAUACUUUGUCGAGACACCGGCUACGGCUACUGAUCGCAUCUUCUUCGACACGGACGAUGUUCAUCGGCGAAACCCUUCCGAAAUCCGUAUCACCUGGAAUCGAUACAACUUGACCACCAAUUUGAACGCCAACAUUCAGAUCUCGCUGUGGGGUUAUAGAGAGGCAACCAUUCGCCCUGAGCUUGAAUACAUCGACAUGAUCGAAACUCAGAUACCGAACAGUGGAGCGUACACAAUUUCCCCGGCCAACUACCGACUCCGAGACAAUGUUCGCAAUGUUGACAUGCAGUUCGGUUUUCUUCAGAUCAAUCUUACGAGCCCGGACCAGUCAAACACGCAAGGAAUCACUCCUACCCUCUGGUCGAAGCCCAUUCCACUUGGGUGGUACUUCGGACCACAAUGGGAGCGAAUCCACGGCAGAAACUGGCCCCGAGCGCUUUGCGAAAACUGGCUAAUGACUGACCGAUUCUUGCGUAACUUUGCCCACGAACUCAGCCUGUGUCCCUGUACUCUGGAGCAAGCCCUCUACGACAAGGGUCGAUUCUUGCCGGAUCUGGAGUGUGAUCGUGAUUCCAAUCCUACCUGUCUUCACCAUAGGGGAGGAAUACAUUGUGUCCGAUCGGGUCAACCUUCUCCGCAGGGAUCUGAGCAGCAAUGUUGCUACGAUCGUAACGGCUUCCUGAUGCUUUCGUAUGAUCAAAUGUGGGGUUCAAGGCCACGCCGUAAUCACAACAUCGGUCAGAUUCCAUGGAACGAAGCUAACAAGGUGCCAACUCUCUCUACUUGGUUCCACGACGUGCGACCUUACUAUUCCUGCUGUAUGUGGCAAGAUGAACAGGCCGUUGGUUGUGAAACCUUCCGGUUCGAGCGAAGACCCUCUCAGGACUGUAUCGCUUACCAGGCUCCAGGAGUUGGUGCCGUCUUCGGCGAUCCGCAUAUAGUCACCUUUGACGGACUACAGUACACCUUCAACGGCAUGGGUGAGUUCGUGUUGCUUCGGGGUAACAACGGCCGUGAAAGAAUCGACGUUCAGGGACGCUUCGAGCAGGUUCCACGUAACAUGCACGGAGAUGUGCGAGCCACCCAGCUUACUUCGGUGGUGGCACGAGGUAACACAUCUACGAUUAUCGAGGUCCGCUUGAGACCAAGGGAAGCCCAAUGGCGCUACCGGCUGGAUGUGUUUGCCGACGAACGAAGAAUCUACUUCGAUCGGCAGAGUUUGAAGUUCCAGCACUUUGACGGAGUCACCGUGUACACACCGACCUACAUUCUGAACCAAUCGGAAGUCGUCAUUAUGUUCUCUUCUGGUGUCGGUGUCGAGGUUGUCGAGAACAAUGGCUUCAUGACGGCUCGCGUUUACACCCCUUGGAGCUUCAUUAACAAAACAAGAGGUCUUUUCGGAAAUUGGAGCUGGGAUAUGCAGGACGAUCUUGUCACCCCGGAGAGUGUCAUUAUAACACCUAAUCUGAACAACUUCGAAACCAUACAUAGACAGUUUGGAAUGCGAUGGAUGUUAUCGGACCGAGAACAGGAAGGAGUAGGAAGGGCACUGUUUACCAGAGAAUUUGGCAGAACAUCCAGCUACUACGCGAAUUCAAACUUCACGCCCGAGUUCCGACCGGAACCGAGCCAGUUCUUGCCACCUAACCGGACCAACGAUGUGAUCAGGGCGAGCGAACUGUGCGGCGAGAGCUAUCAGUGUCGAUUUGACUUCGGCAUGUCGGCGAAUCGAGAAAUGGCCCACUUCACCAAAAACUACCACGCCAGUGCGAUCAACAUACAGACCAUAAACAAUAAACGAGUCAUUUCCUGUGGUAUUUUGGAGACGCCUCGCUUCGGAAGGAAAUCUAGUUUCCAGUUCACUCCUGGAGCACGAGUGUCGUUCGAGUGUAACGAAGGCUUCUUCCUGAUUGGUGAUACCCGUCGAGUUUGUCGCGAGAACGGUCAAUGGGACGUACCGGAGUAUGGUUUCACUGAGUGUCUCCGCGCUGUAUUCUAUACCCGUCGCAUGGCUUGGAUCACUACGGGCAUUGUCCUAGCUGUCAUGUUACCACUUAUCAUGUGCAUUGUGUGCGGUGUCUAUUGCUUCCGUAAGCGGAAGCUCAAGGAUGACCCGGACUGGCGAAUGCCGCUCCCAUCUCGAUCGGCUUCCCGAACUACGCUCCGUAAUCUGAACAGUGACGGAAGCGAGUACGAUGACAACACCAUCAAGAAAGUUCGACGCUACGAUGCCACCUACAAGACGCACGAACCCUUGGCCGGAAAGCCAGACAUUCAGUUCGAGCCGAAGAAAAUGGACCUGGAUGAAGAAGACAUCACGUCCUCGGAAGGAGGUGAAUAUAGAGAUGUAGUUGUGAACGAUUUCCAAUAUAAAAAUAUGGCUGAUCAUAAACAACUAGGUCGCCGGAGGAUGAUGGCCGAGCAGAACGGAGACGCAGCAGGACCAUCGAUGUUCAGCGAGGACGAAGACAACACCUAUCCACCGCCACCUAACGAUUCACCCACCCAGGGUUACGGAGCCUAUAGCCCAACCUUCAGCGGCAUCGAUCGGAACAGCAGUUUCGCAACCGAAGAUGCCUCUCCGGUCCACCAGAGGCGCCCCGGAGCAUUCCCUGUCCAACCCGCGGGAUCAUUCUACGGUAGCACUGGAGCUGCCAGCCCUACCACACCGAUUAACCAAAACGUCGGACUUCCGGCCAGAAUAGACAGUCGUUCGACCGAAGUCUAAAUCAUCCCCGUUUCCUUGACAAAAUAUUUUAGUACCACCGUGAAACAUUCAUUUAAUAUUUUUUCUCUUCUCUAUCUUCAUUCGCCAGUUUCUGACAAAAGAAACUCAUUGCUAUUUCAACUUAGUUCAAACAAAGAUAACAAUCCAGGUUUUUUUCCUCCUAGCGAUAAGGCCAAACCAUGUACUUAAGAUAAGAUGAAACCAAUAAAGCGUAGAAUUGAUGUUUUAGAGACACACUAAC